CCAGCUCCCUGCCCCCUGCCCUGGGGAACACUUGCCCUGUGGGGACAUGAACAGUGUUUGCUGCCUGGUCCUGGUCGCUCUGAGCCUGUGGCCAGAUAGAGCUGCUGCCCCAGGGCCACCUCCUGGCCCCCCACGGGCCUCCCCAGACCCUCGGGCUGAGCUGGACAGCGCCGUCCUCCUGACCCGCUCCCUCCUGGCGGACACCCGGCAGCUGGCUGCACAGCUGAGAGACAAAUUUCCAGCCGACGGAGACCACAACCUGGACUCUCUUCCCACCUUGGCCAUGAGUGCAGGGGCGCUGGGAGCCCUACAGCUCCCAGGUGUGCUGACACGGCUGCGGGCGGACCUGUUCUCCUACCUGCGGCAUGUACAAUGGCUGCGCCGGGCGGGGGGCCCUUCCCUGCGGACCCUGGAGCCAGAGCUGGGUGCCCUGCAGGCCCGGCUGGACCGCUUGCUGCGCCGGCUGCAGCUCCUGAUGUCCCGCCUGGCCUUACCCCAAGCACUCCCAGACCCACCAGCUCCCCCGCUAGCCCCCCCGGCUUCAGCCUGGGGAGGCAUCAGGGCAGCCCAUGCCAUUCUUGGGGGGCUGCACCUGACACUUGACUGGGCUGUGCGGGGCUUGCUGCUGCUGAAGACUCGGCUGUGACCUGCCACCCAGAACCAUCAAUGUCCUUCAAUGCCACAUCUUAUUUAUUUAUUUAUUUUGGGACUGGGGGCAUGGCAGCCGGAAGACACCCUCUCUUUUUCUCCCCCUAAAUAGAGACAGUCACUCCAGGAGACCAGGGCAGAGUAGGGGGGGGUAUCUGUGCCUUAUUUAUACUUAUUUAUUUAAGGGGGUGGGUGGGAGGCAGGUGAACUUGAGGACCAAAGGGGCAGGGAACUGGAGUCCUGGAUUCUUGAAUCUCUUAAGAAGUCUGGCCACAGUGUUUCCUUGUCCCUCAACCCUCUGGGCCUGGGCAAGAACCUAUAUUAUUUAUUAAACAAUUACUUUUUAUGUUGGGGUGGGGAGGGAAGGGAAAGGAGGUCUGGGUUUUUGUACAAAAAUGUGAGAAACCUUUGUAAGAUGGAGAAGGGGGAAUUAAAUUUG
Messenger RNA from Nyctereutes procyonoides (raccoon dog), 1087 nucleotides. It is a transcript of the gene IL11, whose product is annotated as interleukin 11. The record is from RefSeq and is a predicted model, not a curated record. Gene Ontology annotation, biological process: positive regulation of cell population proliferation; positive regulation of MAPK cascade. Gene Ontology annotation, cellular component: cytoplasm. Lineage: Eukaryota; Metazoa; Chordata; Mammalia; Carnivora; Canidae. The transcript has 5 exons. Gene Ontology annotation, molecular function: cytokine activity; growth factor activity. Bases 47 to 646 code for a protein of 199 amino acids.